Periophthalmus magnuspinnatus is the source of this 3455-nucleotide messenger RNA. RefSeq names its product CLOCK-interacting pacemaker-like. Gene Ontology annotation, cellular component: nucleus. The transcript is spliced from 4 exons. The record is from RefSeq and is a predicted model, not a curated record. Gene Ontology annotation, biological process: negative regulation of DNA-templated transcription; negative regulation of circadian rhythm. Lineage: Eukaryota; Metazoa; Chordata; Actinopteri; Gobiiformes; Gobiidae. Bases 463 to 2049 code for a protein of 528 amino acids.
ACAGGAACUGUGAGGGCACCAUACGAGCUGUAAAAGCGCUCCUCACGUGGACUGUCAGACGUCACCUCCCCUUCACGUGGCGCGGCACGGGAUUGGCCAAAUGGUGGAGGUUGCGUCACCGGCGUGCUGCCAGCUCUGCCGCGGCCUCAUGAAUAUUUACAGUGAGUGGGCGGGACCAAACAAAUGAACAUCAUGGAUGCUUUCAGUACAUGACCACACUGGCUCUGAACGGGACUCUGGCUUGACCAACAGCUCCAUCAUGCUUCAGCCCAGUUUUUGUCCUAUUUUUAUCUCCUGAGGACUUUUAUUACUUCCGUAACAGAAAUUCGGACUGCAACAUGUAUGAGUAAAAGUCAUCAAGGGGGAGCGCCAGCUUUCCUGACAGUAGAGAUGCCAUGUUUUCCUGGUGCCAAAAGUAAAGUGCUCCUCCUCUUCACCAGAUAAUAAACAGGCAGGUGUGGAAUGCCUAAGGAACAGGGGCAUUUUGGAGAGCGGGCCGCCCGUAGCACGUCAAAGAAUGCCAAGGACAAGAGCAACAGUGCGACACUGCGGGCAUCCCAAAGUGGCACCCACAGGGAACAGACCGGGAUGGCCGACCUGACCAGCCGUAUGCUGCGCUGUGACUCAGAGAAGGACUCAGAAAAGGACUCGGGAUACUCAGAGGCAGGCUCGGACUCGGUGAAUACAGAUGUGGACGACCAGCGCAGCAAUGCCAGUGUGAACACCACCCCCCACAACAUGCCUCUGUAUAAGGACCUGACCCCUCUUUAUGUCAUCAAAAACGUGAUGGUCAAGCCGUCCAGACCAGACCAGCUCCUGCACAGCCCCCUGGCCUGGGGUGGAGCCUGGCACAGCCUCACUGCAGGCAAAGCACCCACCCAACUUCUUCUAAUCCAACAACCAACCAUAACUGCCCCCACAACUACCCCCAUCGCCCCACCACAAAACCAUGUCAAGAAGGGCACCGGCCGCAGCAACCAAGCACAUAAGAAUGCCUAUUUACCAAUUCUGAAUUCAUACCCUCGCAUUGCACCUCACCCCAGAAAGGAGAGCCACGAAAGCAAGGGGGGUAUGCGAGCUAGCGGGGGAAAAGAAAGUGGAACCGAAGGCCAAAGUCAAAGCAAAAGAGUAUGCACUGAAGGAGAGGCUGUUUCAACCACUACUCAUCUCCUCAAACCACACCAACAACAGAAAGACGCCAGGGUUCACUCUUACUCGCAACAUAAAAGCCGAUCUAGUCACCACUCCGCCACCAGCCAGGCACAUUCAACAACCCAAACAAAAAACCAUCACUCCCAGCAAAGCUCCAGCUCAGAUGGCAUCAGUUCCCCAUCUGUCUCUAGUUCGCAAACUCCCUCUCCCCCAUGCUCCUCUGACUCUCCAUCAUCCUCUUCCUCUCCUCCAUCUUCUUCACCAUCAUCAUCAUCCACACCCAGCCCCUAUCGCCCGACACCGGAUAGCACUUCAAUGAGGCAGCGUCGAUUUCUCAACACCGCUGAGAUACUAAACCAGUCGGGUUUGCUUGCCAUAACACUCCGCACCAAGGAGCUACUGAAACAGAACGCGGCUACAGAGAGGGAGAUCGCCCAGCUACGCCAGCACACGGAAUACUUAUGCCAAGCUGCGCAGGCUAGUCAAACUGGAUCUAACGAAAGUGUGCAAAGUCUAGAGAAGUUAGCCCAAGCCAUGAGCGACUCGGGAUCGUAUCCAGAGAUGGAUUUGAACCAGCUGAAAGCACUUACCAACCAACCAAGCAAAAACAAAGAUGAAAAGGGGGAUAAGAGCAAAACAAAUCCAACCACUAACGGGAUGCCAACUGUAAUAUCUGUGCACAACAUUGAUGACGGGACAUCUCCGCCCUCUCCCCUCUUCGCUCCUUCACCAGAAGCAGAAGAACUAGAGCACGGCAACGCAGUUCUGGACCCCCUGCCCUCCUCCCUGCAGUGUGUAGACUCAGAGCAGCCCCAUAGAUCGGUCGUUACUGACAAAGACUUGAGUGAUCUUACAAUGUUGCCAGAAAGUUCAACUAACAAUGAUUAUCUUCUCUAGUUUGGCUUCAAAAGUCAAAAAAUGCAGCUAUUAAGGCAAGACAUUACUAGAAAUGCCCACUUUUUUUGCUCUUUGGUCAGUUUGCUCUCUUUAUAUAUAAGCCAUCAUCUAAGAAAAACUACAUUGUCCAAGACAUUUUAUUGUUAAAAAGAAUAAACUUCCAUAGAUUUAUAUGCAACCUCGUAACCUCAAAGGUCGAACAAAAUGCUUUUUUCUCCCGUAGGUACAUAAAGAUAUUCCCUUUAAGAUUUUGACUGAUUGUAAAAAAGGCUUUGUUGAUAUCUAUUUCUAAGUGUGAUUUAUAAAUUAUAUUGAAAACUCCAGAAAAUUUGUCAAAAUUUGAAUUUUAUGCCAUUUUUAUGCCAUUUUUCACUCAGAUCUAGUUUACCCAAAUACUAAAUAAUUGCCACUGAAAAUGUCUGUGUACCUGUAUUGUCAACGCAUAAAAUGCCUUAUUUAUGAAUGGAAAUUUAAAAAAUAUGUAAAUGCAUUAAUCGUGAUAAAAUAUGAUUGGAGGAUUAUCAUGAUCAUUAUAAUAUAUUUUCCUACUUUGAUAUGGCAUAAAAUGUCUUUGGCUUGUAUCAAGUGUGAGCCCUAUGAGGUGGCCACAGUUUUACCAACAGUUGCUCUCUUAAAUAGAGCUAAUGUAAUAUAGUUGUUUGGUUUGAAGUGGGAGUCCAAAAAUGCAUUAGUCUGAUACAAACAUUGAAGUCAGUGUGCUUACAUAUACAUCUGUCAUUACCUCUUUGAUGGAUAGUAUAUCCACAACAUCCUGCUCGCUUUUACAAGCUGCUUGAGACUCAUUAUGUAGAUAUAUAUUGUUUUUCUUGGCUUGUUUGUAUUCAGAUUAAGUUCCACAAUCUGUAUCACUUUCUCUUGGAAAUAUGAAGUAUGUAUAUACAAGGAUGUAUUAUAUAGUAUAUGAACUUUCUGCUGGACCUACUGUACCGUUUCUGCUUUUUGGAUUUCAUUGGAUUUGGACUCGCACAGAUGGAUUGAUGAUGAUGAUGAUGAUGAUGAUGAUGAUGAAGAAGGAUGUGACCUAUGACCUGUUGUGUCACUGAAUGAAAACCAACGAGAGGUCAGGUGACGUUGCACACUGCUUGUACAUUAUUACUGAAUGAUUUUUUUUACUGAUAAUGCUGAACAUAUUGUACUGUAGUUGAACACAAUGCACAAUGGGACUUUUAGAUUUCUUCAUCGAGUUCCUUUUGAAUGUCUGAAAUGAGCCUGAAGGGGAUGUGGGAUUUUUGCUUCUUUCUUUUCUCUUUAUAUUGUACCAAUCAUAUACAUUUCAUAUUUUGCUGUAGGGACAAACCUUAUUUUGUGUUUAGAAGCAAUUUAGCUUUUCAAACGCUGCACUGCAGUGUUUAAUUCAGACUAACAAUAAAUCUGCUCUUAACCAA